Molecule: messenger RNA, 1092 nt
Organism: Toxorhynchites rutilus septentrionalis
Lineage: Eukaryota; Metazoa; Arthropoda; Insecta; Diptera; Culicidae
Exons: 1
Coding region: 1-1092 (363 amino acids)
Biological process (GO): DNA integration
Molecular function (GO): nucleic acid binding
Source: RefSeq, a predicted model, not a curated record
AUGGUACAGAAACACGUUCGCAACUGCAUCCGAUGCUUCAAAGUCCAUCCUCGCUCCGAAAGUCAGUUGAUGGGUCAAUUGACUGCCGUCCGCAUUACUCCGGCCAGAGCAUUUUUAAACACCGGAGUGGACUUCUGCGGUCCUCUGCAACUGAAGGUCUCCGUGAGAAGCAAAUCAGCGUCGCCAAUCAAAGGCUAUGUAGCCGUAUUCGUGUGCAUGGCAACAAAGGCGGUUCAUUUGGAAUUAGCAAGUGAUCUCACAUCAGAAAGCUUCAUCGCUGCCUUGAAGCGUUUCGUCGCACGACGUGGGUUGCCUGUAAAUAUUUAUUGCGAUAAUGGUACCAAUUUUACAGGAGCCGAGAGGGAACUGCGAACGCUAUUGAAGCAAUUCAAACAGCAACAACAGUUAACAGUAUUCUGCGCAGAAACAACCAUUGACUUCCACUUCAUACCAGCACGAUCUCCAACAUUCGGCGGCUUAUGGGAAGCGGCAGUGAGGUCGCUGAAACAUCACCUGCGUAGAGUCGUCGCCCUCGAGGUCAUCACAGCUGAAGCCAUGCAGACGGUGCUCUGUCAGAUCGAAAGUUGCCUGAAUUUUCGUCCGUUGACAGCACUCUCCGAAAACCCUAAUGAUCUGGAAGCACUCACCCCGGGACAUUUUUUGGUUGGAUCGGCGCUCCAAUCAAUCCCGGAACCCGACCUUGCCGAAAUUCCCGCCAAUCGUCUGUCGAUGUGGCAAGCCAUGCAGCGCAAGACUCAAGACUUUUGGAAGUUGUGGUCCAAGGAUUAUCUGCACCAGCUUCAACAACGCACAAAACAUUUCUUCAAGCGUCCCAACAUCCUGGUUGGAAUGCUGGUGCUGAUCAAGGAGGACAACCUGCCGCCGCUGAAGUGGAGUGUAGCUCGCAUCACCGCCGUACAUCCUGGUACCGACGGCCUGGUACGUGUUGUAACUGUCAGAGUGCCAUCCGGCGCAAUCUACGAUCGCCCUGUGGUUAAGGUCUGCAUCCUCCCGAUCGAUGUGUCAUCCACGGGACCAUCCGGAAUAGAACCGAGAUCACCAGCAACAGCCGAGCAUCCUGAGACUCCUUGA